Sphaerodactylus townsendi is the source of this 1516-nucleotide messenger RNA. It is a transcript of the gene MRPL16, whose product is annotated as mitochondrial ribosomal protein L16. Lineage: Eukaryota; Metazoa; Chordata; Lepidosauria; Squamata; Sphaerodactylidae. The transcript is spliced from 4 exons. Gene Ontology annotation, molecular function: rRNA binding; structural constituent of ribosome. Gene Ontology annotation, biological process: mitochondrial translation. Gene Ontology annotation, cellular component: mitochondrial large ribosomal subunit; ribosome. The record is from RefSeq and is a predicted model, not a curated record. Bases 157 to 912 code for a protein of 251 amino acids.
UCCUCUACGGAAGCGUUGCAGUCAGAGUCGGAUUAGAGAGAGCGCCACCCUGCCUUGAUUUCCGUCGCCGAGCCCGUGUGUGUCUUGUUUCUUUUCGAGGAGCCUCUUUCUGGAAAUAAGUGGCGCGCCGGGUCGGCGGCUGGGCGUUGAUCGUAUAUGAUGUGGAAGCAGAUCAGCUGCCCCAUACUAGCGACUUGUAGGACAUCAGCAGGCUCCAGUAGCAUCAAAAUUUUCACUGCUGGCUUCAAGAAGUAUGCACUACCCCCAGAUUAUACUGGCAUUACUAUUCCUGAAAAAGCCAAACUAAAGUUCGUAGAGAGAAUGCCAAGUGUACCCAAAGUUAGGCGUGAGUUCAAGAAUUUACGUGAUAUCCGUGGUCCACCUAGAGAACCCGUAGAAUUCACUGAGGGACAGUAUGGUAUUCUGGCUAUGGGUGGUGGUUACCUUCGCUGGGGUCACUUUGAAAUGAUACGCUUGACUAUCAACCGCAACAUCAAUCCCAAGACCACGUUUGCUGUUUGGAGGCUGCCUGCCCCUUACAAGCCCAUCACCCGCAAAGGGCUGGGACAGCGGAUGGGCGGGGGUAAAGGUGCAAUAGACCAUUAUGUGACAGCGGUGCAGGCGGGCCGUCUCAUAGUAGAAGUGGGUGGAUAUGUUGAAUUUGGUGAGGUAGAGCACUUUCUAACUCAAGCGGCCAAAAAGCUACCUUUCCCAGCCAUAGCAGUUAGCCGGCAGUCCUUGCAGGAGAUGCGAGAUAAGGAAGAAGAGAGGAGGCAGAACAACCAGAAUCCAUGGACUUUUGAACGCAUUAUCACAUCCAACAUGCUAGGGAUAAGGAAAUAUCUGAGCCCCUAUGAUUUGCAACUAAAGGGCCGCUACUGGGGAAAGUUCUUUCUACCAGAUAGAGUGUAAAAAAGUAGAAUUGAAUGAGGGGGUCUUUUACCGUGAUAACAUCUGGUGGGCUAGUUAAUCAAAGAAAGCUGAAGGUUUUUAUGUGUUAAGCAAAAGGCUCCCUUGGAAAACAAAUGCUGUACAAAUCAGGAAAUUAUGUUGGGUUAUUCUAAUAGACUUUGGGUGAAUAAAUCUUUCCUAGCAUGGAUGCCAGUUUUAGUGUUUAAUCCAAGACCAUGUGAAUGCAUACCAGAAGUGGUGAUUUGCAGUGCAUACAGAAUUCUGGACAACCUAGAAGAAUUACAAUUGAAAUGGAAUACUCAGACAUGGCGUUAUGUGCCAUACCGCUGUAAAAACAGGCUUUACUUGUUCUUAGUGUAUUGUUACCCUUUUUAAUGCAACAUUGGAGUGGUGGAGUGUAGCAUUCGUCAAUAUAUUAUAACAAAUUUAUUUGUGCUGGCACAGAUUUUAAAUCUGCUGACAGCCCAGCUGAUAGUCCGCUGUCUGAACUGCAGUAAGUUGCAAAUUACAAGAGACUAAAAAGGGUAACCUACAUUGGAUUGUUUUAUCUUUCUGGAAUCCAGAUACAAGAUCAGCAGAAUUAAAACUUGUUUUUUUCUGAAAA